This is a messenger RNA of Entelurus aequoreus (snake pipefish), 3611 nucleotides long. RefSeq names its product lysine-specific demethylase 4C-like. Gene Ontology annotation, biological process: chromatin remodeling. Gene Ontology annotation, molecular function: histone H3K36 demethylase activity; histone H3K9 demethylase activity. Gene Ontology annotation, cellular component: nucleus. The record is from RefSeq and is a predicted model, not a curated record. The transcript is spliced from 14 exons. Lineage: Eukaryota; Metazoa; Chordata; Actinopteri; Syngnathiformes; Syngnathidae. The coding region runs from base 156 to 3611 and encodes 1151 amino acids.
AAAGAAAGAGGGGGACGCCGUGACCGCGCAGCGCGAGCACGAGCACGAGCAGCAGUUGUCAUGUGAUCAGCUGCUGGGCCGCACUAGGAAGGAAAUAACAACAACUGCACGGCUCGCUGCUUCCAAGUCACGUUUCCAUCUGAUGAGGCGACAGGAUGGCGGAAGCAGAGGCGUACACCCCUGCCAACCCCACCUGCAAGAUCAUGACCUUCAGGCCCACCAUGGAGGAGUUCAAGGACUUCAACAAGUACUUGGUGUACAUGGAGUCUCAGGGCGCACACCGGGCAGGUCUGGCUAAGGUGAUUCCUCCCAAAGGCUGGAAGCCUCGUCGUACUUACGACGACAUCGACGAGCUGAUGAUCGACGCCCCCAUCCAGCAGAUGAUGGCCGGCCAGUCGGGGCUCUUCACUCAGUACAACAUCCAGAAGAAGCCACUCAGCGUGCAGGAGUUCAGGAGGCUGGCUAACAGUGACAUGUACUGUACACCUCGCUACCUAAACUAUGAAGAUCUGGAGCGUAAAUACUGGAAGAACCUCACCUUUGUGUCGCCUAUCUAUGGAGCUGACGUCGGCGGCAGCCUCUACGACGAGGACGUGGAGGAAUGGAACAUUGGCCACCUCAACUCCAUCUUGGACCUCAUCGAAGAGGACUGUGGGGUGUCCAUCCAGGGGGUCAACACGCCGUAUCUGUACUUUGGCAUGUGGAAAACAACUUUCUCCUGGCACACAGAGGAUAUGGACCUCUACAGCAUCAACUACCUUCAUUUUGGCGAGCCCAAGUCCUGGUAUGCCAUCCCCCCAGAGCAUGGGAAAAGACUGGAACGUCUGGCUACUGGUUUCUUCCCGAAUAGCUUCAAGGGAUGCGAGGCUUUCCUCCGUCACAAGAUGACUCUCAUCUCUCCCUCCGUGCUGAAGAAGUACGGCAUUCCCUUCGAUAAGAUGACGCAGGAGGCGGGAGAGUUCAUGGUCACCUUCCCCUACGGCUACCAUGCCGGCUUCAACCACGGCUUCAACUGUGCCGAGUCCACAAACUUUGCAACUCUACGCUGGAUAGACUACGGCAAAAAUGCCACGCAGUGUACUUGCAGUAAGGACAUGGUGAAAAUAUCCAUGGAGCCAUUUGUCAAGCGUUUUCAGCCUGACCGCUAUGGCAGCUGGAUGCUGGGCAAAGAUCCCACGGCCAUUGACCACACGCUCGCCACUCCCAGCACCACACCUGAGCUGCAGAGCUGGCUGCAGAGGCGCUGCAGGACAAAAUCCUCCAAUAAAAGCACCUGCCACUCCCGCAUGCGCUCCAAGCGUCUGAGAACCACAGAGGAGCCCGUGGCCCUGGAUGACGGCAGCAAGAGGAAGGGCCUGUGUGGUCCCCCCGGGCCCAAACUGCGACGGCCUGUGGAAGAAACAGCCUGCGGGUCCGAGGAGGAGCACAAAGGCGGAGGAAGGGAGACAAAAGGCUCUUUUCAGCUUCCUGGUCGCUGCAGGCAGAUGUGUGUGGUCAAGGUCAACCGAGUACAGAGCAACACUUUGGGCUUCUCUAACACCGAUCCCAAAAUCUCUCAGCCUGGUCCUGCCUCCACAGCAAAGCAGGACUUGAAGGCCGAGACUAACACUGAUAAUGACCCUCAACACCUCUCCAGCUCGGAACCUCGGACUCCUGGAGGACUCAGAGAUUGGUGUGAGCCAACUCCAAUGCACAUAGGAGUCAACAAGUCGACGUGUUGCUCUCCUGAACCGCAAGACCUCUUAAUUCCUCAGGACUUCUCAACUCGGGACACUGGACUCAUGUCCUCAAGUACCUCCACCGAGAUAGGAACGGGGUCUGACGCAUCAAACCCUUUGAGUAGCCCAGAACCAAACACUAACAUUAACAUAGGAUCGGAGAAGUCCUACUCGCUCGACCAAAAACAUAUCCACCUGGAACCUAAACCGGCGGAGCGAGACCGCCGCGCAUCACGUGUCCCUCCCCCGUCUUUAGGAACAGGCGAGGAGAACGUUUGCCCUCCAAUGCUACAAAGGAAUGCCGGGGAAAUGCCCCACCUCACCCCGGAGCCGGCAGAUAUGUUUGGCAUCAGCCACCUCCCGCCAGUCUUGAUCCAAGAGAUGCCCUCCCUCACACCAGCCGAGGACAGGCCACCAGACGUCCCGAAGUCCAGCCUGCGCACCCACCGCUUUGCACCUGUGCUGCAGCGAGAGACCCCCGCUCCGUCCUCCCAGGAAGCCCAGCUGGGAAAGAGCGACGCCAGGGUUUGUGAAGACAGAUCAGGUAGUAACCUGUCUUGCAAAACUGAUGCGGAAAAGCACAGCUUUGGAGAGAGUAGCACCUCUUACCAGCUAGCUGGGAGCGUUGACCCCCAAAUGGAGCCGCAUUGCGUCUUAGCGGAGGUAGCAAGGAGCGAGCAGGAGCCAACACCAACACAAAGUGCAUUCAGUCAAAGCAGUGUUGGCUCUGGUCUGACAGAUCUGGCAAGUAACAACAAUUACUCCCAAUUACAAGCCCACUGUACUUCCCCCGGCCCACACACAGACCUCAAAGAUGACCCCAGCAGCAUUUGGAGUAACUUCCACUCUCAGAAUCCUGCGGUUCUUAUCCAAAGCCUCCAUCCAAGCCAACCCUCCGUCUUCACCCACGACGCCAUACCUUACACUUUGUGGGCCGAAUCCCAGUGCAAAGAGGUCACACACCUCGAAGACCCGGGCAAAGACCUCCACGAGAGGCAAAAGGGAGACAGCGGACCGCUCACCUGGGCCCAGCUCGAGCCCACCUCGCUCGCCUCGGUCGGUGCUGCUGAGGAUGUGGACUUCGGCGAAGGUUCCCCGAGCGGUGAAGCGAGACGACGGGUGCUGAUGGGCGACUUUGAUGGCGUUGUUUCGCCUCGGCUCAUGGACGGAGGACUACAGGACGGGGCGUCUGACAUGGAGGAAGGCGGGUCGGAUGUAGAGGACGAGAACCGGAGUAGCGCCGACGGGGAAGGCAGCAGCGACUCAUCUGAUGAAAGUGAUUCCAGUCGCUUCGAUUGUGAUGAAUCAAGCUUGGAACCUGGAGAGUACCCUGCCCUGACCACUAAGAGCUGGCGGCACCCACUCAGGAAACCCACCGCAAGGGCUGUACCCACCGCGGUGAAACAUCAGGCUGUCAGCGAUGAUGAACCCCCUGAAGCCAGCCUCGCAGAGGAGGAGGAGGAGGUGGAGGAGGAGGAGGAGCCAGAGAUGGAGGCGUGGGCCAGGCCGCUGAUCUACCUGUGGCAGAACAGGAAGAGUUGUUUCACAGCCGAGAGGGAAUACAACGCUCACGCCGCCAGCCUGCAGCCACAUUGUGCCGUCUGCACGCUCUUCAUGCCCUACUGUCAGGGGGAAGACAAAGCGGAGGACACGUCUCCCAUGGAAGGCACCGCGAGUGGUUACCGGGGGCCCAGGAAGAGCAGGCCCCUGAUCCCGGAGAUCUGCUUCUCCUUCCGUGAACAGAACUGCCCCCCGACUCCCACCAACCCUCUGCUGCAGGAAGAUGGCACCUCUCCUCUGCUGUGCUGCAGGGGAUGCUGCCUUCAAGUGCAUGCAAGUACGUACACGCUCCCUCGCCCUAGUAGCACGCUAAAGCGUCGCCAGCCAAAGUAG